Pelobates cultripes (western spadefoot toad) is the source of this 5063-nucleotide messenger RNA. The record is from the annotation of a GenBank genome assembly. NCBI's taxonomy places the organism in Eukaryota, Metazoa, Chordata, Amphibia, Anura, Pelobatidae.
AUUCAUUGCGGGGGCUGGAGGGAGCACAGAGGGUGGAGAUGGGUGUUUUAGAAAGCAAAGGCAAAAGGCCAUUUUCUGCCCUUCAGCUCAGAGAGAGGAGGAGCCGGGAGAGCAGGUGAAACUGUGACUAAGUGGAAGUUAGGUCGGGGGAGAUUAAAGUUCCUGCGCUCAGUCUGGAGCAUCAGCAGUGCCUUCAGAGCACCAUGUUUGAGCUGUGCCGGUGGAUUGGGCUGUGAGGUAGACCAGUCCUGGCUGUGAGGAUGGCCAGAGAGCUGAGCCAGGAGGAGGUGCUGGACUUUCUGUGUCAGGGCGGUGGGAAGGUGGCCAAUGCCUCGUUGCUGGGUCACUUUAAGAGCUUUCUGAGAGACCCCCAGGCACCCCAAGAGCAGCUGCAGAAGCACAGAGACAGGUUCAAGCGCUAUGUGAACUCGGUGGCCGUGGUCAAGCAGGAGGGGGCAGUCAAAUACGUGGUGUUAAAAAGCAGGUACCGGGAUCUGCUGGGAGAGGAGCUGCGCCCAUCUGUCCCACCUGAGCCGGACAACCGGGAGGACGGCAUCCGGGGAGAUAGCCGGGGUGUGCACCCAGCUGACAAUCUCCAGGAAUACAAGGGGCCACUGAGGGGCCAGUCUGAUGCCAGGCACAUUUAUGGCAGAGACCAUGGGCAGCAGCAGGGUGAGUGGCUGGGGCACAGAGAGAUACCUGUACAUUCCCUGCCUGAGAGUAAUGAGACUGAGAUCCCUGAACUUACUGCCUCUGUAAAUGGAAACAAAUGGGAAGCCCCAACUCAGAGGGCACCCUCCCCUCACCCUUUAACGCCCCAACCCACCUACACAGCACCUAUCAGACCAAUACCACCCCAGGUCAGCUCCCCACCAGCCAAGCAAUCCCCCCAAAACACCUCAUUUAUCAACAUCAGCUCCCCACCUGCCAAGCACCCCACCAAAACCACCUCUUCUCGUAACAGCAGCUCACCACCAGCCAAAUACCCCACCAAAACCACAUCUUCCCUCAACAGCAGCUCCUCAUCCUCCUCCCCAGCCCAGAGCUCGGAUCUUCCUAAGGUGCCUACCCCAGAUCCAAGUGGCCCCUGGAGACAUCCACCUGGCGGAGAGGGCAGACCUGAAGCGGCAAAUCCUGCCUCUGUCACCUGCAGCAGGGAUCUGAAAGAACAAAGACAAGGGUACAUCUCACACACUGAGUUUAAUCCACCAAAUCCUCGCUUAAAUGGUAGAUAUCCCCAGGAGGUGCACUUUGCGCAUGAAGAGCACAAUAAGUAUGUAUACAGUGAACAACAUUCUGACAUCCAGUACCUGGAGCGGCCAGAUUGUCCUUCCUCCUAUUACAAGAAUCCAGAGCACCCUUCCCCCUCCUCCCUGCUCCCACAAGAACAAGGUUUCACUCCUCCAGAUGUGUUGCUGGAAGAUUAUCCUCCACCAAGCCCCACUCCUUCCCCUCCUUUGCAUCACAAUGAUAUGCAUGGUAUGUGGAUGUAUGAAAUACCAAUUUUUAAGAGUAUAAGAUAUCAACUGUCACUGCAGGACCUGGAAGACUUUGUUGACCAAGAAAGUUGUGGGAGUGAUGGGAGUGACAGUGGUGAAGGUGGGGACUGUGAUACAGAGCACAGAGAUGAGGAAGACCUCUCAAGUGACUCCAACAAUCAGAAGUGCCAGCCAUAUAUUGAGCAGAAAUUUGACCUUCCUACUAGGCACCCUCCAAGUAAAAAAUUCCUUAGUAUAAUUGAACAGUACAAUAAACCACAAACUGAGGACUCCAUGGGUGUCACAGAUAUUGCUGCUGAGAGGAACAUAAAUCCCCUUGUAGCCAUUAACUCUAAGGAAUCUCCAUACAUUGCUAAGUCUUUCCUCACUGAUCAAGCACCCAUCUUAUUUGACUUGGCGCUAAGUCACCCAAAAAACAGAAUUUACUCAAAUCUGCGGGAAAAUAUGUCAUCAUCAGAUGAUGAAUUAAUUGACAGGGAUUACCGAAAAAGAAGGCGCCCAUCACGUACAAAGAAACCGCCUAAUCUUCCAGUGGCGGCCCCAUCACCAGAUAUAGAUAGACUCCUAUUUACAAAAUCUGUUACAAACAACAGUUUCAUUAUAAAUGACUAUUUCCCUGUUGAGAGCCAAAUGCACAUUGAUGCACAGAAUGUUUCAGAAGGGCAAACGGAUUCUAAUCUUAAAAGAACAAUUGCUUACAAGUCUUCUUCAGUUCCCUUAGACCAAAUGGAACAUGACUGGAUUGUUAAAUCAGCCUCUGGUUCCUGGCUUCAAGUUUAUGGCAUGUUUAAUAUGGACCCUAAUUUGGCUUUACGUAAAGAUUUCAUCUCUGGCUACACCGUUCUGCACUGGUUUGCCAAACACGGUUGUGUAGAAAUGUUCCAGAAAUUUGUAACUGGCGCCAAAAAGGCUGGGAUCGAACUGGAUAUAAAUGUAAAAACCAGUUGUGGAUAUACCCCUUUACACAUUGCUGCUAUCCAUGGCCAUUCUAAAGUGGCCACACUGCUAGUGGAAAACCUCAAGGUGAAUGUGAAACUGAGAGACAACAGUGGCAAGAGGGCUUGGCAGUAUUUAAGCUGCAGAACAUCUGGAGAGGUCUGGCAGUUGUUAGGAGCACCGAAGGGUAAAACCAUAUUCCCAUCUCGGGCUUUACCUGUAGUUCACAAUUUAAACUCGCACUAUGGUUCAAGCCAAAUCAACCGAAAAACAUCCCUCGCUGCCUUUCUUAAGCCGCAGCACCAGAAAUGGAAAGCUAAUAACCUCCAUGCUUUAAGAGAACGAGAGAUUUACAGUGACUGAAAAAUUGCCAUUUCUAUUAUUGUAACCCAUUCUGUGCCAGGGAGGUGUGCAAUAUAUUUUUUUCCUACCUCUUAGAUACAAAAAAUUAAAGGUACACUAUAGUGUCAUGAAUACGAACAUGUAUUCCUUACACCAGAGUGUUAAAAUGACUAUUUAGCUCCCCGGCUCCCCUUAUGUCACAAAACUUACCUUUUCUCCCAUGCCCACUUGAUGGCUGGCACAUCAAUCUCAGCUGAUCUAAUGCAAAACUCCUAGCUGCACCAUUCAGCAUCCCACAUAGGGAUGCAUUGAAUUAAUGCAUCUCCAUGGGUAGCGUUCUGUGCGUGAAGACACUGAACGUAGGUGCAGCACUGGGAUAGUAGGCACCUCUAGUUGCUGUCUGCGUGACUGCCAGUAGAGGUGCUCCUAGGCAGUAACGUAAACACCGCUUUUUCUAUGAAAAGGCAGUUUUUACAGUGCUCACCCUGCAGGGACAGGCUACAGAGACCAGAACCACUACAUGAAGCUGUUGUAAUUCUGGUGACUAUAGUGUCCCUUUAAGCCACACUUCCAGAUUUUAUCUGUUUAUAUUUUUUAUCUCAUUCUCAUUUGUUUCACUUUUUUCUUUUAUAUAAUGUAUAUUUUAUAUAUAUAUUUAUUUAAACUGUGUAUGCACUUAAUUUGUCUUUGAAUGGAAUCUUAAUUUUGUUCUACAAUAACACUAGACCUGUAAAAAGCCAAUCUUUUAGCACAAUGGUUAUGCAACUUACUAUUUAUAAGUGACUGUGACAGCACAGCAAGUGUUUCAUAUCACCUUGCAGGUUGAAAAUCAUUUACUUUCAGCUGAAAUGUAAGGAUUUCAAUGACACUCUGGAAUGUACAUUGUGACAGAUGCAUCCCAUUAUCUAGACUACCAGACUCAAUUAAACAUCACUUUUAUGAGCUAGAACAAAUACAAUGUGUGUUGGUCCAUUCGUGGACUGCUAGAAAAAUUCUCUUAUACAUUUUAUAAUACAACUGCUUCAUCAAUAUAGACCUCUAAAUCCAUCUCAUUAGCACACUGUGAUAAAGUCCAAAGGUUCUUAAAUGUUUAACUUAUAGAAGUAUAUUUGCAAUGAAAUCUCAACAGUUACCAUGGCAUUCUAUAUUACAGAGUGUACCCUCUGGGCGUUGAAAGGGUUAUCUUGGACAGACUUACAUUUUCUCGAUUAGCAAUAAUAUCUAGAGCUUUAUUACUAUAGCAAUCAUAACAUGCUGAUAGAUACUUGGCCAUAGGACUUCGAGAAGGAAAAUUAUAUCCUCGUGCAGCCACAGAGAUUAAUUGAAUAUGAAUGAUUAUUUCUGACUUUGGAAAUGAUUGGAGGUUGUGUUUCUAUAUGACUUGAUAAUGUAAAAUACGCUCUGUAUAUGAUGGCUUAGCACAUACAGAUAGACUCAAUUAGAGUUGUUUUUAUCUUAUUUUAUAUGGUCGCCUAAAUUUACAGCCCUUUUUAUUUUAAAUACGUUGUUUGGAGUUUAUUCAGAUAAUUAAUAAAUAGCAGUCAAGAUAGUAAGUUGUAAAAAUCUCCAUUUCAGAAGAUACAUAUCUGUUUUUUUGUCCUAAAUUCUGAUGUUCUAACCCACUUCUUCUCACUGUUAAGUGAAUAAUGUUGUUUCUUUAUGACUCAAAUGCUUGUCUUUAUUUUGUAUGCACAAAAUAAACUACAAAUUGUCAGGAAUAAAUAUCAAAUUCAAAAGUAAGAUUAUAAUUUUAGGCCAAAACAGCCAUUUUUUUUUUUAGUUCAGCUAUUUUAUCGUAAAAUGUGAAAUUAACUAUGAAAUUCUUAACAAUUCACACUUUAGUAAAAAAGCUAUGUCAGAGUUCUAGGGGACAGCACAUCUAAGGAUGCCAUGAUAUGGUAGAAAAUGCACAAUAACGUUUCUAUCACAGCUAUAUUUUCAGAGAUCUUUUUGCCAAUUAAGGCUUUACUAAAGGAAUUUUUCUUUUGCCCAGUUAAAAAAAACAAGAUCUUUUACACUGUAGCUGGUUUCCUUUUUUGGAUGUAAAAUGAGUGACAAACAGGUAUUUCUCUUCCAAGAUGUGUUCCAGAGACAUCUCCAUUCAAGUGAGUGGAUUCCAAGCACGUUUACAUUUAGUAAACUGGGGCAAAAAUAGGCUAAAACUUGAAAUGUGUCAUACAUGUGAAUAAAGACUAUAUUUUUACAGAUGAGCCAACAUUGGUAUUUGCAUGUCUUUGUGUCCAAGUGUAUAAUUUUAUAGAGGAAACACAGACAGGUCAAUAACAG